Molecule: messenger RNA, 525 nt
Organism: Talpa occidentalis (Iberian mole)
Lineage: Eukaryota; Metazoa; Chordata; Mammalia; Eulipotyphla; Talpidae
Gene: CXCL13
Product: C-X-C motif chemokine ligand 13
Exons: 4
Coding region: 24-356 (110 amino acids)
Biological process (GO): antimicrobial humoral immune response mediated by antimicrobial peptide; chemokine-mediated signaling pathway; inflammatory response
Cellular component (GO): extracellular region
Molecular function (GO): chemokine activity; CXCR chemokine receptor binding
Source: RefSeq, a predicted model, not a curated record
UCUGAACUCCACCUUCAGGCAGAAUGAGGUUCACCCCAGGAUUCCUGCUUCUCGUUUUGCUGGUCAGCAGCCUCUCUCCAGUCCAGGGUGUUCUGGAGACCUUUAACACGAACUUAAAGUGUCGAUGUCGCCGAACGACGUCAGGCAUGAUCCCCAUCAACAACAUUGAACGAAUUCAAACCUUGUUCCCUGGGAACGGAUGCCCCAGAAAAGAAAUCAUAGUCUGGACAAAGAAUAAGAAAGGUGUAUGCCUGAACACUCAAGUCAAAUGGAUUAAUAGACUGAUAACUAUAAUGCAGAAAAGAGGUGCUUCUCCAACUCCACAAAUCUCAGUGUUUAAGAAAAAGAUUGCCUGACACCAACAUCACUGCUAAUGGCAUCUGCAUUCCCCACUCAUUCCUGCUCAGGAGUUGAGUUUUGUGUUUGGCUGAAUCUUUUCCAAGAAAAGGAACUUCCCCUGUAUAAGUGAGGAUGAGAAUAAAUAUAAAAGUGACCCUGCAAAAGCUAAUGGUGCAAAGAGCCUUU